Molecule: messenger RNA, 19052 nt
Organism: Pan troglodytes (chimpanzee)
Lineage: Eukaryota; Metazoa; Chordata; Mammalia; Primates; Hominidae
Gene: VSTM2A
Product: V-set and transmembrane domain containing 2A
Exons: 5
Coding region: 401-1066 (221 amino acids)
Cellular component (GO): membrane
Source: RefSeq, a predicted model, not a curated record
CGAGCCCGGCGAAGUCCUCAGCCCGCCCCACUUGCCCACUCCCCACUUCCCGAGCCGGCUCCGUGUUUAGGGAGGGCAGUGAUCACGCAAGCCGGAGCGGCGGGCUGACGUUGGACGAGCUGCCAGGUAGCUGGAAGCAGGCAGCCAGACAGCCGAGACACUUCCCAGCGAUUCCAGCCUGGGCUCCGCAGGAAGCCUCGCUGAAUCCCAGCCAGCUGGUUCUAACCUUCCAGAAUCGCAAUCCCUUCUCCCCACAGCCAGCCCUCGCCGAGCAAGCAGCAGGAUGUUUGCAGUGUCGCGCCCAGGGCUCUGAGACUGAGCCUGCCAUCCACUCGCACGCCUUUCUUUCAGGGUUUUUCGGCUGUUGGCUACACUGAUGUGACCCCCCUCCCUUUUUGGAAUGAUGGGGAUCUUUUUGGUGUAUGUUGGAUUUGUUUUCUUUUCCGUUUUAUAUGUACAACAAGGGCUUUCUUCUCAAGCAAAAUUUACCGAGUUUCCGCGGAACGUGACGGCGACCGAGGGGCAGAAUGUGGAGAUGUCCUGCGCCUUCCAGAGCGGCUCCGCCUCGGUGUAUCUGGAGAUCCAAUGGUGGUUCCUGCGGGGGCCGGAGGACCUGGAGCCCGGGGCCGAGGGGGCCGGCGCGCAGGUGGAGCUCUUGCCCGACAGAGACCCGGACAGCGACGGGACCAAGAUCAGCACAGUGAAAGUCCAAGGCAAUGACAUCUCCCACAAGCUUCAGAUUUCCAAAGUGAGGAAAAAGGAUGAAGGCUUAUAUGAGUGCAGGGUGACUGAUGCCAACUACGGGGAGCUUCAGGAACACAAGGCCCAGGCCUAUCUGAAAGUCAAUGCCAACAGCCAUGCCCGCAGAAUGCAGGCCUUCGAAGCCUCGCCCAUGUGGCUGCAGGAUAUGAAGCCCCGCAAGAACGUCUCCGCAGCCGUCCCCAGCAGCAUCCAUGGCUCUGCCAACCAACGAACGCACUCCACCUCCAGCCCUCAAGCGGUAGCCAAAAUCCCCAAACAAAGUCCACAAUCAGGCCAAUUUAGAAGCUUAGUCACAGGAUUCUGAAGGCAGCUGUGCAAGUUAAAGCUGUUCUGAAUGGCAUUAAUGUAUGCAGUCAUUCAGCCAAUGGAAACGCGUGGAAGUUUUAACCUUGAUGUGGGAUAAAGGCUUCGUGGAAUGAGCAGUACCCUGCACAACCCCGCGGCCGUCCCGAUUUCCUCAAACACGUGACAUGGGAUGAAGGGAGCACAAACAUACUGACUUUAUCCUUCUUUAGGUUUUUCCCUAAAGAAGUAUUGAUGCUACCAUCGGUAAUGGAAAAUUAUAUUGCUAAUAUUUAAGGUCUCUUCAGCCAUUAAAUUAAAAAGUCUGAUUACUUCACCAGGAUGAUUUCUGAGAUCUCAUCUCAUAUCGUCCUGAAUACACAGACACACACACACGCACACACACACACAUCUCAGAAAUCAUCCUAAUCAAAUAUAGACUUUAUAUAUAUCAAAUAUAUAUAUACAUGUAGAAAUACAUAUAGGUAUGUAUCUUUAAGUCCUUGCUUGUGAACAAUGCUUUUAAAUGUUUUUAAAAUACUGUAUGCCAAAAUAGGUUUUCUCUUAAUGCUUUACUUCCUAAUGGAUGUGAUUUGCAGAUUUGUAGGGCACUUGGAUUAGGGUUCUCUGAGUUUGCCCUGCCUUAUAAUGUAGAUGAGCAACUCUCCUGGCAUGCCUUGGUCAUUGCAAUUUAUGUCAGUCUGAUGAAUAGAUGGCUUAGCCUCUCUGAAGCCCAAUGUGUGUGGAUUUGUCUAAUUUUUUUCUUUAUAAUCUUUUCUGCUUACCAAAUUAAAGGACAAACUAAUAUAGCUGGAACAUAUAUGUGUGUAUCCAUACACACUAAACACACAGGUAUAUGCUAAAUUGUAAUGGUAACCAAAUGAUGGUUACAACUUUGUGACUAUUAUUUGAGGAAGAUUUAAUGUCUUUGGAGUGAUUUUCCCCUCUUUCUUCACAUUAUCAUAAAAGAAGUGAGACACUACAGGCAAGAUUACAGAGUAGCCUAAGCAGACAAUUUACAACCUAAUUAGCAAGAACUCCAAAUCAUGGAAGUGAAAUUAUUAUUAUCCUACAUAGACUGUUCCAAGUUAGAUGUCAUCAAUCUGUUCGGCAGAAUAAAAUCAAACAGAUUACCUAUUCCAAGUGAAGAAUUCCAAGGGUAGAAUGAAAUGCUUUAUCUAUUUCUAGAAUGUUUUCUUAGCUUUUGGGGUUUAAUAAUGCAAUCUCAAAAUAUCUAUUUAUUUUAUUUUAAUAUCUCUUAGCGCUGUGAUUAGUGCUAAAUGAUAAACUCUAGAUCUCUUCUAACAAUUAUCAAAUAAAAAUUACUGCUCUUUUUGCAUCCCAUUGCCAGCCUUGCUGUCAGAUUCAAAAUUGCUUUUUCUAGAUGUAAAGGUAGAAGGAGAGAAAAAAGUGACUCAUGAAGUCUAUAUUCAUUAAAAGUCCUGUUCACUAAACAUAUCUGCUUAUAUCAAAGAGUAACCUGAAAUAUCUGAAAAUAUUUAAUUUCAAUAUUUCCAACCAGUGAAUACUGGAUAAUAUUUUUAUAUACUUCUAUCAACAUUUUCUAAUUUCGAUUUCAGAAGCUGGGGCAGUCCAGUCACUCACUUUACUUAUGUGUAAGUUCCUAUACUUGCACAAUUAUUAUAUAUGAUUCAGUAUCUGGGGUGGAUAUUUAUAUAUUAUAUUCACUGUAAUACCCACAUCCUGAUUUAUGAUUUUUGCCUCACGAUUUUCAGAUUAUAUUCAAAUAAAGCUUAUUUCAAUACCCAUGCUUCAUUUAUUCAUUCAUUUAUUCACCUUCCAUCCCGCCUAGGAACUCACAUACCAGGCACAGGGACACAAACAUGGAAGACACACUUCUUCUCCUCAAGGAGUUUGUAUUUUAGUUUGCAAGAAAACAAAAUAUUUGUACAUUCCAUUUAUCAUCCAUCUUUAUUUCAUUAUUCUAUGAAAGGCAAGAUGUGAUGAAAGCACAAAAAUCAAAAUCUUGCUUUUGGAAGCCAAUAGCUAUAUUGUACUAGCCUUUUAUCUUUUAUUGUUUGAUACAAAGAGGCACCCUUCAUCUAUGGUAUAUGGGACACUGUCAUCUCUGUCACAAAAGCUGGCCCGUUUGGCCCUUUAUUUUCAUCAUAAUCUUUGACUUAGUUGACUAAAUUAUUUAAACUGAAACACUCACCUCUUAAUUGAUACUAUUUUUCUUUCAAAGAAUUUCUGUUUUUAAAUGAAGGAAAACAUAUUCGCUGAAAAUAAUUUUAUAUAAAAUCUUCAAAUUUUCAUACAAUUAAUUUAACCAGUUUUUCUAGAGCAGAGAUUUACAUGAAUAGAAGAAGAUGGAAAAGAUAGUCUAUGACCAUCUGCCUAUCACAGGAUAAAGCUAACUGUUAUUUAAUAUGGCUAGUCCCAUACCUUUUCCAGAUAUUUUCCAAAAGUUUUUGAGCAUGUGACUUUCCCCUCCCACUUAAAAUUCUUUUUUAUCUUUGUGAAUCCUUCACUUGUAAAAUUAUUUGAAUUCUACCUCCAUUUAGUAAUCAGCAAUUAAAACAAAAUAAUGAAGCAAAACGGUUAGGCAAACAGAUAAACAAAACUUGGCUUUUGCAAUCCCUUUGAAGUUUGCCGUCUUCAAUUGUUCUGAACACUCUCCAGUUUUGUGUACCAUGACCACCUUAGAUCAUAUCAAACCCACUCCCCUCUGCCCACUUUUUUUGGCUCUAUUUGCAAGAAGCUUAUCAAGAGAAGAUGCCAAUAAAUAUGAUGUUAUCAGGAAAGCAAUACAUAGAGUUAGAAGCAGAAGAAAUGUUCUAUAGAUGUUCUGAGAAGGUGAAUUCCUGCUUCUUGCUGGAGGAGUCAGGGAGGGCAACCUGGAAGAAGGGACUUGGAGGAUAGGGAGAGUUCAUACAAGCAAAUAUGGAGAAGAAAGACCUUUCGGAGAGGAGGGUGGCACCAAGCACAACUGACUGUGGAAGUCCCAGGAUCUUGACCAGGAUGGAGUGGUUUAGGUCCCUCUUCGCAGAGAACACAGGACUCAACGCCCCUCCACCAUGCCCCCAAAUACCCCAAUAUACUAAGCCAUUCUCUACUUGUUUCUUCCUGUCUCAUCCAGUGUCUCCAAUCCUUCCAGAGGUCAAACAUCUCCACAGACCACCUCUACUAGUCCUUCCUUUCUUCUCUCUGUCUUCACUUUUUUCUACUGACCCCCUUCCCACCUUCCCAACGUCACACAGAACUGUGAAGCAGCUUCCUGCUCCUCUUCCCCAACCUGGCCAUGGAUCAACGCCUGGUGUGCAGAGCUGCGUGCUGGCUCCUCCAGGUAAAUUGCCCAGGUCGCUCGCACUCCCAAAGCUGUCAUGCAAGUCACUGGUGUCUCCUGCUUCCAAUUCCCCACCCUCUCACAUCUCGUCCUUCCCAGUCUCUAGGCAGCCUUUCUCCCUCGAUCACUCCUUCCUGACACUCUUACCUCUCUUCUCUUUGCAGGCUGGUCCCCUAUUUACUGGCUCCUAGCAUUCUCCUCUCUCCUUUAUUGGCCUCCUCCCCAACUAAAUUCCUCUCUUAAAUAUAGUUCUUUUCCCAUUGUCAACUGCCUGAUCUUCUCAUCCACUUCCAUGGUUUUGACUGCUAAAUUUUCUUAGGAAAUUGUUCGAGUCAACUUUGUACUUCUGACUCAUUUCUGUAGAUCCAGACUCAUGUUCACUCUUGUCCCCAAAGUAUCUACAUAUAUAUCCUGCAAAAACUGUGGCAGAGUAAGGAUGUCUGCACACUUGUCUCCAUCCCACGCAUUGAAGCCUAUUUUCCUUCCCCUGAGCGUAGGCUGGCCUGUGACCACUCUGCCCAGUAAAGUAUGAAGAAGUGAGCUGUGCCAAUUCUAGACCUAUCCUUUACAGGGGCUGGCAGCACCUGCUGAGCCCUCCUGGAAGCCAGCCACUGUGGAAGCAGUGCAGCCACCUUACUGAGUGAAGCCCAGCCAAGGACCUUGGUGUGCGAGCCUGGAAGCAGCCUUGGGCAGCCAGUCACCCCAGCCUUCCUCCAGCCACAGCUCCAGUGGCUGUCUCAUUGCAGCAUGAGGGAGCCCAAGCAAACACUGCCCAGCUAAGUACAGACAACACGCAGAACAGAGACAGAUGAUGAUCUCCUGUCGUUUUAAGGCACUAGGUUGUAGUGAGGUUUGUUUCAUGAUAGAUACCCAGAUCGGACAUCUAAAACUCAAAUAUUCAAGACUGAAUUUAUCUUAGCUUUCUCACCAAAAAGAAAUGUUCUUCCUCCUAUGAUCCCAAACUCUUUUAAUAGCAUUCAUCACAGUCAUUGGUCUUGAGGAAGCCUUGAAAAUGUUCUCAUCUCUUCUGUCAGCUGCCACACUGAAUUGUCCUAGUAAUUGUCUCCCUAAAACAUCCUUGAGAAACUGCGUCUUUUCUGUUCUAACCAAUACUGGUUUCAUUGUCAACACAGGCCCUCUUCACUUUCCUCAUCUAAUCCAAUCUAUUCCAAAAAGAAUUUCGUUUUAACUCUACUACAAGGGACGUAUCACAACAGAGCAUGUGUGAAAUGAUUAUUUUUUUCAAAGUGCCAACAUUAGUUUUUGUAGUCUAACUCCAGCCUUGUUUCUUCUGAGUUCCUAAUCUCAUUCAGUCUUUCCAUUUGGUAUUGCCUGAAUGUUUUCAGAUAUUUUGUUACCUCUAUGGCUUUGCAAAUGCUGUUUCCUUUGUAUGAGUCUUUUCCUAUUUGCUGAGUUCCUACAAAAAUGCAAACUCCUUUGUUAAAGCUUUCUCCUUUUCUCUUAGUCAGAAUUGGUUACUCAUCAAGUUCUCAGCAAUUCGUUUAUACUUACUUUGAAGCCCUCACUGUGCCUUGUAUUGUUGAACCUUUAGUGCUCAAAGUCACACAUUCUGGAAAACCUCUUAGUUUUAAGCAAACUAGGACAGUUGAUCACCCUAACUAUAACUUCUUGGCUACAAAUACUAUAGCUUGUUUCUGCAAUUCCUCUAUGUGCCCUGAACAAGUGGGGCUCAUGUUCUUAUUAUUUUGUAUAAUUAUGUUUUCAUAAUUAGAUAAUUUUACCACUACUCUAGAACUGAUCAAGACUCCCAAACAGUGUUUCUCAAAGUGAGUUGUGCAGUCUACCUAUGCCAGACUCAUCAGGGAGCUUAUUAAAAAUUCAUAUUCCAGAACUCCACCCAGUGCCUACUGAAUCAGCAUCUCUGAGUGUAGAACCAGAAAUAAGUAUUCUAUGUUCCAAAAGUUAAAAGAAUCAUUAGCUUUUUGAAGUUUUUCAGGGUAAAAAAAUUUUCUUCUUAUCAUUUACUAUGAGAUAUAUAUCUGUAUGUGUAUCUGUGUCAUGCUACAAAAUACUUUUUUUAGAGGCUCUGUUCUGUUGCUCUUAUUGUUUCCAAUGUUGGGAUGGACUUUUGUGAAGCUGUUCACUCCUGUGAUCAACAGCUGGUAUUUGUAAGGAAACUGGCUGCGGUGAAGGUGGUACUUGUGUCUCCGUGUGUGGAGUCUGUAGUAGCUCAGCAGGAAUGCUGAUUCUCUGAACUAUGAAAUACAAUUAUUGUGUGUUCACCAUGAUGUGAACCUGACUGUUAAGAGGCAGCUGCUGCAACAGCUGCCAGGAGCCAAGAGUGGCCACUUUCAGCAGGAUUGAUCUUAACACAGGAUGUCAAAGUCAUUGGGAGGAGGGAGAUGAGGGACUGAGGGUCUUUGCAGGGAGAGUGCUUGUCUCAUUUAAUAUGUGAGUAAAUGGUGCACUGCUUUGAGGUAGAGUCAGUCAUGUAAUUCAGCCCUUACUGCUGAUUUUUGUUUAAAUGAUCCAACUUGGCUGCUUACACAGGUUAAAUUAAUUUAAUCAUUGUAAUUCUAUCAUAUAAAUGGCAACUAUGUAAAUCAAGUGUCUAUGAAUAAGACAAAAAUAGAUAUAAGGGAAUGAUUUGGAUAAUACAGGCCAAGGAAUCUGCUAGGGCUAUAUUUGAACCAGAAUUAUGUAGAUUAAGAGUCUAUACUGGUUAAAUUCUCCUGCAAACCAUAUUUAAUUUUACUCAUUGAAGUUCAGAACUAUUUGGGCCUAUGAUAUCAAGGUUGGGUGGGUUUUUCCAUUCAUAACUGGCCACAUGAAGGCUUGCUUGUGACUACUAGUUCCUCUGUAAUUAAGAAGACAUGAAACGGAAUUUGCCAGUGUUCUAAGUUCUUGUCUCAAGUGAUUCCAUGAUGUCUGCCACUUCAGGAAGCCACCAGAGGAGCAGCUUCCUGGCUAGAUGGCCAAAGUGUUGAAAACUUGCUAGAAAGGCUUCACUCUGUUGGUCACAAUAACACACACCCUAAAAGAGCAAGAAAGGUCAAGAGCUCCUUCUUCCAAGGACCACUUCUGCCACUGAUAGGCUGAACCAGUGCCUUCAUCUGAGCAGCGAAGGGGCAUAAAUGAGCAGGGACACACUCCUCAGACCUUCUGCCUCUGGCUCUGCCUACUCAUUGGUAGAGGCACUAGUGCACAGCGGUUAAAGAGGAAGGCUGCUUCACAUCUCAGCUCCAUCACUCACAGCACAGUAUGUCUGUUCCCUCAUUUCUUUCUUUUUUUUUUUUUUUUUUUUGUUGUCGUUUUGAGAUGGAGUUUUGCUCUGUCUGUCACCCAGGCUAGAGUGCAGUGGUGUGAUCCCGGCUCACUACAGCCUCCACCUCCCGGGUUCAAGCAAUUCUCCUGCCUCAGCCUCCUGAGUAGCUUGGAUUACAGGUGCGCACCACCACGCCCGGCUAAUUUUUGUAUUUCCAGUAGAGACAGGGUUUCACCAUGUUGGCCAGGCUGGUCUCAAACUCCUGACCUCAAGUGAUCCCCCCUCUUUGGCCUCCCAAAGUGCUGAGAUUGCAGGCAUGAGCCACUGUCCCCGGCCUGUUUCCUCAUUCCUUAAAUGAGAACUAUACUAUAAUCCUCACAGGGUUUUGACAAUUGAAGGAAACGAUGUACAUAUGAAGAUUGACACUUAAUAAUCCCUGAAUGAAUGGUGACUAGUUGCUGUAAUAAUAUGACUAUUAUUGCAUAUGCUUAUAUACAAUUAUCAGCAAUGAAAUGAUUAGAGUUAAUGGUCUUUACCACCUGGUUCUUCUAGGCAAAUAUCUUCCUUGCUGGUUGUGUGGAAGUGAUGGGUUGAGGAAGGAAGACUAGAUCUCCAUUUCUGGCUUAUGUUUUAUGAUUUAUAAUUUCAGAGCUUGCUUUUUUUUCUUCUGUCACAAUGCCAUUAAUUGAUGAUAAAUUUUCCUCUAAAAAAGCACAACAUAUUAGCCACCAGCUGUCUUGCCCAAGGUUGUAACUAGAUCUGUAUUAUAAAACAUGAUAAAAUUCCAAAGGAUUUUUAAGAAUUUAAACUGCAACCUGAAUAAAUAGCAGGCAUUCUAAAGCCAUAAUUAUACAAACUGGUGUUCAUCUUAAUUAAAUUCAAGCUUUCAAAAAAGAUUUUCUGAGUUUUUAAAAUCACAAAGUAAUUAGCAAUACAUCUGAAAACAUAAACAAGUUAGAAUAUUAUGUAAAGCCUUAAAAAGAGACAAAAAUAAAAUAGGACUAUAAAUUAAUAAUUAAAAUUUCAUAGUUUAUGGUACCAGGUAGAUACAGAUUUGAUUCUUAGAUUUGCUAUCUACCAGCUUGUUACUUUGGGUGAGCUGCUCACAAAAUCUCUCUGAACCUUAAAGUCUUAUGUAUAAAACUGAUAUGGUAAUACUUAUUUGCCAAGGGUCAUUUUUAGCAUUAAAUGAGAUAAUGGAUUUUAAAAAUCUAGGAGAGUAAACCUAGCAUGUGAGUGAGCUCAGCAAUGCCUAGUUCUCUACCUCUUUACCUACCAGAUAGGAAAAUAUGCUACAAAAUAACUAUUAUUUAAGAGGACAAUAAAGAAACAGAAAUAUGAAUAGAUAUUAAAGAAAAUAAAAACAAGCCUGGAAAGCUCGAAAAUUAUACAAAAUAAUAUCUAAUGAAUUUAAAAAUGUAACAGUUAAAGAAGGACUUAUUUAAUUAAUAAUGCCAAAAGGAGACAUAUGAUCACAGUUUACAAUAUAUAUCCAAAUGAAGGCCAGUUAAAGAACUAAGCAGAAAAGAAAAAUCAAAUAUAGGAAGAUUAGCAUAAAAUAAGAUACUUGUGGCUUUGAAGGUUAAAAGUUACAAAAUAAUUUGCAAGUGAAAAUAUUUUGCUAUAACUUUAAAAUUUUAUUUAACUAAAUAAUAUGUAACUAAAAAGUAAAGCAUCAAACAAGGAAAUAUUUGUGUCUAAUACUUAGGAAAAUAAUAAAUGUCAAUAUUUACAGAUGCUGUGAUUAUGUAACCCACUCCUAAUCACUCCUAAUCAAUCGUAAUAGAGAUAUUAAAAGUGAUCAUAUAAUAUGAAUAAAAUUAAGAUAAAAGUAUAAACUUAGGUCAACCUUCUACAUAACUCCAAUACCAAAAUAGAAAAUAUUUUAGGAAUAAUAUUGAAUCCUCAAUAGUAGCAACAAGUAAAAGAUAUAAAAUAUAUAAUCUUUUUUUUACAAAGUAUGGUUGCAAAUAAGUAGUAUGAAUAUGAAGACCACUAAAACAUUUCAUUGAGAGAGUUUAGGUUUGAAUAAAUGAGUUACAAUGCUAUGUUUUGGGAUGGCCCAUCUCAGAAUUGCAAAUCUGUCAGGUUUUUCAGAAGUAUUUAUAGAUUUGAUGCAGUCCCAGUCAAAACCCCUUCUCAUUAAAAAAAAAUUGACAGGUAUAAUCUUGGCAAAAGUUUUCUAAAUCAACAAGCAUCAUAAAGGUUACAGUGAAUCAGACAUUCUGCUACAUUGCCACUGGCAUGGUGAAUCAGUACUUCCCUUGUGAAGGAAAAUUUGUCAGGGAAGAGUACUCACAAGGCUUUAGAUUGUGCAGCCCAUAUGUCCCUGAAAUCAUACUUCUGAGAAGAAAUUCCAAGGAUAUCAUAGCGAGUCAUGAAUUGCAAUACUUACCAUGGAGUUUUUCAUACACCUGGAAAUACACAGAUGACCAAAAGGAAAGUUACCUAGUGAAUGUGUUAAAGCAUACAGUGAACAUUAAGCAGCUUCUAGAAUCAUAUUCUCAAAGAAUGUUUGGAGACAUUAGAAAGGAUUCAGUACAUGACAUCACAUGAAAAAACAUAGGAUACAAAACUUUAAAGUGAAAAAAUAUAUAGCAUACAGAACUUUAAAUCAGUCUGAGCCAUGUGCAUAGAAAAAUAAAAGAAAGAAAGAAAAUGUACAGCAGUCAAUGUAAGUUAUGAUUUUUAAUUUUUUAUUGUUUCGCUUGUUUAUAACUUUUGUACAAUGAUAAUGUAUUACUUUGUUAUAAGCAGAAAAAGAAAAUUUAAAUUUUUUCCAAUUAAAAAAUGGUAAACAGUUGUCUCAUGAGAGAGAAAAUAAAUUAGCAAACACAUAAAAUAUUUCAACAAAUAAAGAGAAGCAAAGUAAAAUAAUGGUGUAUAAUUAUAGAGUUCAUGACAAAAUCUUAAAAAUAUCUACACAUGUACAUAUAUGUACCCAAAGUACUGUUGUGAAAAUGGUCGGUAUCAGAAAUUGCUAGUAGCAUUGAAAUUAGGAACUUUGUAUUUUAUUAUAUCUUAUUUCCUGGAGGCUGGGUAGAGAAUCUGACCAUCAAGUUAGUCUUGUUUUUCUAAGCAAAUAGGUGUGAUCUUGAUGAAUUCAUAUUGAUUAAAUAAACACAUACAAGCAAAUAAAAUAUCAUGCAAUCAUUUUUCCUGUCAAUGAGAUGACUCACACAACCCCCAAUUCCAAGGGAGAUCAAAGUGAGGAGCAAUGCAUUGUCAUUGGGAGUAUCAAGGGAAAUCGGACACAGGAAGAUUUAUAAAUGAGAAUUAUGUUUUACUUAAUGCAACUGCUUCACAACAGACUCUGAGAGAGCAUUUUUGCAUGAAUUCAGAAUCCUAUAGGUAUAAAACAUACCUAAUAUAGGUGAAACAGUGCUUGAAUUAAAGCAAAUAGUAAAAUCCAGGAGUUGUGAUUUCUUCUUCCAUGAAGCUGACAAAUAUGAAGCUGUAGAGAAAAUUUUAAAGAUGAAAUUAAGUUAAGCAAUUUGGGCUCUGUUAUGAGUCAAUGUUUUUCUUGCUUCAUUUUGAUGGCUUCUGUUACAGACACACCCUGAGGAGCCUGUUCGUCAGCCUUGUAUAUAAUCUUUUAUCUUUAGUUUUUCUGAUUAAACAAAUCCAUAUGCUAUGAAGGCAAUUUUCUAACUUCUAGCGUUGUAAAUAGUUAAUUUGAAAAAUCCUACAUUUAGGGAUUAAGCUGUAGAAUCACAACCACUAAAUAGAAAAAAAAAAAGUUUAGAAUUUAAAACCUCACUCUAUUUCAAACUAUCUGAAAAUAUUAUAAGGGUUGUGAAGAUAGGAAUUGUGUCCUGAACUUUGGGUGUCAUUGCAGCACCUAGCAUUGUGUUUAGCAUGUACUUAGAGUUAAAUGUUUAGGGAUAGAAAGUUACGUUUUGGUUUAUGUAUAGUGCAAAGCACUUCUGAGGAUAAUACCACUGCUAAGAAUAUCCAUGAAGUUUAAUGUAAUUUGGUGAACGUUCAAGAAAACAACUCCAGACUGCCUAUGUAGCAAUGGUCAGAAAAGAUUAAAAAACAGCCCUUGGACCAUCCUUCAUUAUGUAUUUGUGAUGAUAAUAUUAAUUUAUUUAAAAUGAUAUUUAAUGACAAAUUAUGUCUGGGAAGUUUGAUGAACAAAUUCCAGGCAAUGGCUUACUUCUGUCCUUUUAUUUGUAUAUCUUGAUAAAUGAGAUGUGAAUUUUAAAAAUCUUGCGUCAAAUAUUUCUAGUUACUUAAUGCUGAUAGCUAAGAAGAUAACUUCUACUAAUGAAGAUAAUUAAUAAAGCAUUCUAAUUAAGAAAACUUGAAAUAGCUAAAUUAAGGAAAAGGGUAAGGCCACUGGCUCAAACUUGGAAAAUAUAUGGGUAAAAUCUUAAGACAUUUUCCUUGUAUUAAAACAGGUGUGUUUUCUGAAGCCAUGUAAUUUAUGCUUUUGUAGGUCCUAUUGACAUUAGGUCCUCCAAUAAUUCCUUCCUCAAAGUCAGACAUUAAUGAACCAUAAAAAUCAGUUUUUUAGUUUUUUGUUUGUUUUUUUGUUUUUGAGACAGAGUCUCACUCUGUCACCCAGGCUGGAGUGCAGUGGCGUGAUCUCGGCUCACUGCAAGCUCCACCUCCCGGGUUCAAACAGUUCUCUGCAUCAGCCUCGCAAGUAGCUGGGACUACAGGCAUGCACCACCACGCCCAGCUAAUUUUUAUGUUUUUAGUAGAAACAGGGUUUCACCAUGUUGGCCAGGAUGGUCUUGAUCUCUCGACCUCGUGAUCUGUCUGCCUCGGCCUCCCAAAGUGCUGGGAUUACAGGCGUGAGCCACCGCUCCCAGCCUUUAGUUUUUAUAUUUAUAAAUCAUGGCUAUAUCUUUAUUUUUCAAUUUACAUAAGAAGAUAUGUGGAAAAUGAAAUCACAUAUUUGGAGCCAUGUUUCUUUCCUUCUUUCUUUUUCUUCUAUUUUUUUCACUCUGAGUUCCUCAGUUGCCAUUUCUUUAAAAAUAUGAGUUGUUUUUCCUACUUUGAUGAGAGAUUUUUCUCUGACAGUAUUGGUGAUGGAGGUCUAUAGAAACAUUCAAAGAGGGCGUGGAUAAGGAGAGGUAUUCUUUAUUUCACCAACUGAUGAGCGAUUUCUCAGAUAUGCAGCCAAACUGACCUCUGUUUCCUCAACUCACGAGUUAUUCUUUUCUCUGCCCUUUUCAGUUAGUAGUCAAUAAUACUAGCUGUGAUGCACUUCUGUUGGCUUCCUAAUUCAGGGCAAGCUGUCCUGACUGAGCCAGGGAAGGGCUCUGGGUGCAUGAUCGCUGAAAGGACACCAGUGCACAUGGAUGCCAUUUGUCUCCAUUGCAUUCCCCAACUUCAAUACACUUUCUGAAACCCUUAGUCAAAUUUAGCACCAUUCAUGAUCAGGGCAACAAAACCACAUGUGGAAUUCCUAAUAUGGAAUUUGUGAUUAUUCAAAUAAAUUUUGGAUUAAAACCACCUAUGCGUGAUUAAUAAAGAGAAUGCUAAUGAAUAAUGAAAGCAGACAGUCAGGAAGCAUUUUUAAACUCUGUGACUAAAUAGUUUCAAGCAUUUUAGCAACAUUUGUCUAUAUAUCAGUAAAUGUAGUGCUAAUUAUAAAUCAUUCUUAUUUAUGCAUUAAAGCAGUUAUUAAAUAUAUGUGGUAUUAGAAUUCCGUUCUUGGAAAGGUUUCUGUUUGUUUUUCCACCAAUUUAUAUUGUUCUCCUUUGCAUUUUGCCAAAGCCAUUCAUAUCUCUAUAUAUUUUUAAUAAGCAGAAUUAGGAAAGUAUAAAGUUUUCAGAUAUGAGGAAUUGCCAGAUGAAAUUAUGAUGCAAAUAUUUGUACCAUCUUAGCUCUAGAGUCAAACAGAAACUGGAUUUGAGUCUCACCUGUACUACCUACUAGUUGAAUAAACUCCAAUAAGUUACAUAAUCCCCUUCAGCUUCAGUUCCCUAUCAGUAAAAUGAUUAUGGUUACCUCUUGGGAUCACAGCCAGAGGUAAAGAAAUCGUAAGUGUUCAAAAUUAUUAGCAGCUUCUAUCAUAACCAUCAUCCCAUCUGCACAAAAUCAGUUCUUGCUUGAAUGGGUGUGCUACCAUGAAAAUGUGCUGUUUUCAGAUGUGCAGUGUCCCCAGCAGGAGGAAGGCAGCAUUGUGUGCAUGCAUCCACUCUUCAGUAGCUGCAGGAGGUAGAAAGGUCUGACAGCUGCAGAGCAGGGUUCUAAGCAACAAGAGAGAACAGUCUCUGGUGAAUGGAGUGGCACCCAUGCACCCUGUCCUGUAGACCUGCGUUCAUGGGCAACUGUACUCUCCCUCAGCUACGGUAAGAGCCCUCAUAACUAGAACAGAGCUGUAAAUUUGCUGACUAAAGGAAAGCAAGAAAGGGAAUUUAAACAGCUGCUACCAGCAUGCCAGGGCACACAAAAUAGGCAAUUUAUGUAUUAGGUCAAAGUGAAGCACAUUUCUUUUAAAAAACAGAUUUCUGGAAGAAAUUGGCACCGGACAUGUAAGCAUUCUAAUAAAAAGAUACUCUUCUCAAAAAAUUAUGGGAUAAAAUCAUUCUAUUAUUUGACCUUUCCCCUUAAACAGUGAUUUAGUAUGUGCAAACCUGAAUAAAAAUUGCAUUAGAAGCUAGCUCAGUUUUUCUCACACAGCGAUUUUCAUUUCUGAAGCUGGCAUCUGUAAUAAAAGAGAAAUAUGUUGAAGGGCCGCGUCUACUCGAAGAGCUGUAAUGGACACUCAGUUCUUCAUAAGCUGGCCUUCUUCACAGACAGAGAAGUAUUUGACUGUUGCUACUUUUACUAUUGGAGGAUUUCCAUUUUUAGGUUUGUUGUUAUGAGCCUCACUAAUAUUCACUUUUACAAAACAAAGAUUCUGGAGUCAGACCAUGCAGCCACAGUGGGGUGACGAGUGGGGGUAGAAAAUGUUUUCUUUCUUUUUUCUUGCUCCUUUUGAUUACAUUAGAUACCCAGACAAGAAGAGAAAGAAGAGAAAAGCUGAUCAGGAAUCACGCCUAAUGCUGCAGAACGAUGCCCUGAAAAUGCUGAAUGUGCCCCCUAUCUAAGCCAACUAAACUUGUAUUUACACAGGAAAUUAAUCCAUCAGAAAAUAUUCAAAGCCAAGAGAAAGUAGAUAUUUGGAGAACUUAUCAAAUGUACAUGGAAUAAGUUUUUUACUUAGUUUUCUCCACUCAGUGCCUUGAAUUAAAUACCCACAUCCUCUUCUGGGAUCUUUCCUAGAGCCCAGAGCUCUGGUUCUCAUUCUCUCCCUGUCACUAACUAAUGAUGGCACUUUGACCCAUCAAUGUAAACUUUCCUGGGCCCAGACUACCAAAUUUGAAUAAAAGCUUGGAAAAGAGGUUUUUGAAAAGAAGAAGGAAUGCUAAAAUAAUAGUGGAGCCAGGUAUUAAAUGAAUAUUUAAAAGAAUUCAGAGGAACCUUUGUAAGCUGUAAAAGUCUAUGCUAUGAAAAGUUCAAAAUAUUGUUAUAUCGUAAGAAAUUUGGUACAUUACAAAGAACAAAGAAGCUUUACAUUUUAUUAAUGCGUUGAAAAACCAAGAGGCUGAUAAUGUUUUCAUAUCCAAUAUCAGUUCAGAGUUGGGGAAAAGUUAAGUUUUAUAUCAAGUAUGAAGUAUGUUAUAUGUGAACUAUGGUAUAUGUGGUACAUUUCCUCUGAAAAGAUGAGUAUACAUUCAAAUGAUAGCUGCACAUCUCAAUUUAACAAAUGUGGGGUAUUGCAGAAAGGUUGCUUGCCUCAGGUGGUUUCCGAAAGCGGCAUAUUUCUGCUCUGUGCUGAUGGACCACAUUGCUGUUUCUUCAUAUCUUUGUCUUUGCAUCACUCCCUGCUAGGAUGAGUUAUUUCACUUUGCUGGGUUACAUAUUCCUGAUCUGCAUAUUUGCCACACAGGAUUGUUGUGAGGAUUGACCAAUAUGAUGGAGGCACGGUGCCUACUGCAUGUUGCCUGGCACCUAGCAGGUCCCCAAUAGGUUCAGCCGUUUUGGAGGGCAAGGUGUGGGCACGCGGAGGGAUGCAGCACUGUUCAGCAUGCCCACUGUCUCCCAGCCUGAUGACUGCAGAUGCAGGGAAAAAAUGGUAGCACAGACGGAGGUCUAAACUAAAAAGGAAGGUGCUGAAAGGCAGCUGAGCACUUCUACCUGGCAGACAUGUGAGAGGGGCACGGAGGGGCAAGAGGCACGAGAACAGGAGCUGGUGGCACUCAGGCAGUGACGCGGAAGCAGGCCCUGACCUCUCCAGGCAGUGGCCCUGUCUGGCUGGCAACAGGCAGUCCACUGGAGGGAGGGGCAGCCUCACACCAUUUCCGCCAGACUGCUGAGGCUGCCAAGAUCUCAACUACUAUGUUUUGACUGUUUUUAAUUUUGCUUUCUUUUUGUAAUGAAAUAUAUGGAAUUUCUGUUAUUCUCUGAAAUCAUACGAUAGUGAAGUUAAUAUCUGGAAGGCUUUUUCCAUGUUUCUCCUUGGCUGGGCUUUCAUUUGUCAACUCUCUUGAGAAAUGCUUGCCUGAUGCAUCUCAGGGGAGGCGAGGCCCACACCACUCUUGCAUGAGGAAGAGAAAAGGAUGAGAAAUGGAAGCCAAGUUUCUGCCCUGCUUAGACUUCUAAGACUUCUCAGACUCUUCCAUUUACAAAAUGGAGAAAACACCUCCUCUGCCUUACAAAGACGGGGGAAUUACAGUCGCGAGAGCACUGUGAAAAUCUUCAAGCAUAAAAACAAAGCAAAUGAAAGGCAUCAUGAUUAAAUAGAUGUCGAAGGACGUUAUGAAAUGGCAUUCUGUGUCCAAGAGAAACCUCUAGGUCCCAUUAGGCCUCUCUUCAUCUAGGCCUGCUGCCUGUAAAUUUUCUUCACAUAAUGUAGAUAAUAGCAUCUUCCUUUCUUCUUCACAGAGCAUUUUAUGUUGGGGGUAAAGUUUGAAAACUCUCGAGGCCUUGUUGUACACAUUGAAAGUAAUUUUUAAACUUGCAAAAAAUUUUACUCCUUGCUUUUAAUGAGCUAAUAGCAUAAUCAGUGAGGUGAGAUACAAAUAUGAUUAAUUACACACAAUGUAGGCCUGGUAAAGAACCUAGCAAAAGAAAAUACUGCUGAAGUUCAGAGGAGAGAGAGAUUACAACUAGCUACUAGGAACAGAUAAAUGGACAGGCAAUUAUCUGAGGGCAAUAGUUGCUUAAAUGUGUGACUGUAUUAAGGGGAAAACAUUAUCCUGCUUGGCCUCAGCAGAGAGCAAAAGAAACCAAAUAAAACAAAAUAGGCAAUCCUAUCACAAUGCAAUACCUGGCAUACUAAUAUGACAAGAGUAAAACAAUUUUACACAGUUAUUAUGCUCACUUUUGGAAACAUGUGGAAAUAGUAUCUCAUUUAAGAUCUCAAAAGUGAGUGGCAGCAGAGGAAAUCAGAACUCAGCGGUCCUGACGGCAAUCCUGGCUCUGCGUAUCUCACAAAAGAAAAGCGUUUCUGUCUUUAAAAUGAGCACAGAGUGGCCGAGGUUUACUUGUAUAAAAGUUAAUAUUUCCAUACAAUAAACCAUAACAUGUUUGAUAAGAAGUAAUGGCAUUAUGUAAUUAGUAUAAAUCUGAAUGAAAAUGACUAUGAUGAUUAUUUGUUAAAAUUACACAGGACAAAUUAUAGCAUUUUAGAUCUUCAGAUUUCAUUUCUAAAAGUCUUUGGGCCUACAAAGAUAAAGAAGUACAUAUCUUUUCAUUCAAGACAUAAAUAAAAAACAGAAAGGAGAGAAACACAAUCAGUGAUUUGAUGACAAUACAGAUUUGCUUUAGAAUUUACUAUAUAGGAAAAAAUCUUUGUAAUUUUCCUGGCGAAAAUUAAUUGUAUUUAAUUAAAAAUAUGCUAGUAAAUGCAUGUACUUAGAGUGGUUGAAUGAUUACAAUCUGAAAACAAAAGUACUAUGCUUCAAUAGUAUAUUACAUAUCUGAUGGAAGUUCAAAAUUUUAGUAGCCUCAAAAUAUUCUUUACACUGCAUAAUUGGGUUUCUUUUUAGUUAUAAUACUCAUGUAAAUCAUGCUUUAACUUGCACAUGCUGGAUAUAGUAUGAUAGGAAAUGCUGCAUCAAAAUGAAGCAGCUGUUUCCAUAAUAUCUCAAUGGGCUAAUGGGGUCAGGCAUGUCCUAUGAAGGGUUGAUUAAUUAAGAAAGGGAUGACAUAAAUUAUGGUGCAGUUUCAACAAAUUCGAGCCAAUCUGCAAUGCCCAUGCUGAAAAGAAAACCAUUAUUUCACAAAAUACAUUUUAAAUAGUGAAUUAUUUUACCAAGUUGUAUUUGCUUUCAGCAUUUUAAAACUUGUAUUCAAUACCAGACAUACUUUGUGUGAAAUCAAGUACUAUUGCCUAUUUGGGGAAGCAUUUAAUAAUUUAUUUUUCUUUCUUUUUUUUUUCAUUAAAUGAAUUCCUGUCAAAGAGUUUCUCUUCAAAAGAUAAUGAGAAUACGUGUUUAAUUUUGGAAAGCUCUGAUGUUAUUGGUUCUCCAUAGAUUGUGUACAUUUUCCUUGCAAAAUCUCUGUACUUAGAACUGCACGUGAACUGAGCUAUCACUGUUGCAUUUUUUGAAACUUGUCACCCAGCUUGAAUAGAGGACCACUCUGCAGAGCCCCAUUACUAACCUCUGGGUCUUCCUCCAGUCACUAGGUUUCUGUGAGGAGAUACUGUAUACUGGUAAAUAUAUAGCCCACCUACCAGUAAGGCAAAUCAAUUACAACACUAAAGUAACCUAGCAGAAAUACAGUAAUGUGAGUUUACUAAAUGGCUACUUUGGAAGCCCCAUAUAUUUAUUCUACAUAUAGUGACUUUUAGAGAACAAGGGGUUCUACCACAGUUUUUAUCAUUGUCAGUGUGGACCCAAACAUGAUUUAGAUGAAGUAUUCAAAAGAUUGCAUUUCCCCACACUUACCCCCUUCAAACACAUUUAAUCUUUCUCCAGUUAAAAAUGAAAGAAGGUAAUGCUUUGAUCCUCAUCACAUUUUUGUUCUUUACUAAUAAAGGUAUUCAAUAUGUCAUUUGUAGCUAGAAGCUUAUUGAAUAAAAUAUAUGAAGAAAAGAAUGCAAAACUACAAUUUCUUCCCUGAGAUAGUCUUGGAGCUCUUUCAGGAGUUUCCAAUUCUUGAUAGCACUAACUUUCUCCAAGAUUUCGAGGAUUAAAAAAAAAAAAACACUAUAAAAGUAAAUGCCCAAAUGCACCUACCCUAGAACAAGUUUGCCCCUCUUUGAGGAGCCUGCUGUUCUUAGGUUGUGUCAUAUCCCCUGUGGAUUUAUGCUCAUGCAGUAGGGAAAAAAAAAAAGGUGUGUUUUUAGGUACCAGUAUAGGAAGAACCAGAUGACUUCAGGGAAUGAUCCUCAAGGAAUUACUUGAGGGAAAAGUAUCUGGAUUUGCCCCUCUCAGUGUUCCCAGCCGUGGGGUGGCAUUGUUUGAAAACAGACAAAACAAACAACACCAACUUCCUGGGACUGAAAUCCUUUGUAUGUGUUGUUGU